AUGUCUGUACUUAAAAAAGCCAAACUAAACAUGGUGAAGCAGAUCUGUACCCAUUCUGGGUCGUUCCAUGCCGAUGAGGCUUUGGCCGUUUACAUGCUGAGAAUUUUGCCCGAGUUUAAAGAUGCUAAAGUUGUUAGAUCCAGAGACCCUGCGGUGUGGGAGGAGAGCGACAUUGUUGUUGAUGUGAGCGGUAAAUACGACGUUGCAAAGGGACUAUAUGAUCACCAUCAGCGUGAGUUUGAUGAGACCUUCAGCGACCUAUACAAGACCAAGUUGUCCAGUGCAGGUUUGGUUUACAAACAUUUCGGACUAAACAUCAUCAAGACUUUGCAGCCUCAAUUGUCGGCGACACAGGCCGAAUUCUUGUACCAAAAAGUCUAUCGUGACUUUAUCGAAUCUCUUGAUGCCAACGAUAAUGGUGUCAGCAAUUUUGACAGUGAAGAACUUGGCGUAAAGCCCAAAUUUCACGACAAGAACAUCACCAUCCCUGGUAUCAUUUCUGGCAUGAACCCCCGCUGGAAUGAAGACAGCACUGAUGAGACGUUCGACAAAAACUUUUUCAAGGCCUCGGACUUCAUCGGAGAGGUCUUCACUAACCUUGUCAAGGGCUACGGUGAGUCGUGGAUUCCUGCGAAGACGUUGGUCGAGGAGGCCAUCGACUCCAGAUUUGAGGUCGACCCUUCGGGCAAGAUCGUCGUGCUAUCCCAAUUUUGCCCCUGGAAAGAGCAUUUGUACGCGAUCGAGAAAGAGCGCGGUAUCGAGAACGAGAUUCUUUUCGUCCUGUUCGCAGACUCGUCCGGCAAAUGGAGAGUUUCCACAGUAUCGCUUUCUGCGACGUCCUUCAAGUUCAGAAAAGGCCUUCCUGAGCCUUUGAGAGGUCUAAGAGAUGAAGAACUAAGCGAAAAGAGCGGUUUGCCAGGAUGUAUUUUCAUCCACGCGGCGGGUUUCAUCGGUGGAGCGUCCUCCAAGGAAACCGUUCUCAAGCUUGCUCAAAUGAGUCUCUAA
This is a messenger RNA of Lachancea meyersii CBS 8951, 1005 nucleotides long. The record is from the annotation of a GenBank genome assembly. Lineage: Eukaryota; Fungi; Ascomycota; Saccharomycetes; Saccharomycetales; Saccharomycetaceae.